GACCGUGAAGGAGCCAGAAUAUUCUAAUGUUUAUCAGAGAAGAACAGGACGCGUGCAGAGAAGGGCAGGGCUCGUACAAUACCAGAAACAUAGCAAAGCAGGCAUUCCUAGAGACUUUACAGGACUGCCCUAUAGAGAUGGACAUUCUGGGUACCACACGCGGGGAGGCCGCCCCGUACAACGACGGGCACUUCCUGUUUAAGCCAGGGGGGACGUCUCCAAUGUAUUGUACGACGUCACCGGGUUACCCUUUGACCUCCAGCACGGUCUACUCCCCGCCACCUCGACCGUUACCCAGAAACACCUUCUCCAGACCGGCGUUCAGCCUGAAGAAGCCCUACAAGCACUGCAGCUGGAAAUGUGUGGCUCUCAGCGCCAUCCUCACCUCCGUCACCCUG
This is a messenger RNA of Salvelinus sp. IW2-2015, 398 nucleotides long. NCBI's taxonomy places the organism in Eukaryota, Metazoa, Chordata, Actinopteri, Salmoniformes, Salmonidae. The record is from RefSeq and is a predicted model, not a curated record.